This is a messenger RNA of Engraulis encrasicolus (European anchovy), 10523 nucleotides long. It is a transcript of the gene itpr3, whose product is annotated as inositol 1,4,5-trisphosphate receptor, type 3. Gene Ontology annotation, biological process: calcium ion transmembrane transport. Gene Ontology annotation, cellular component: membrane; endoplasmic reticulum. Bases 499 to 8472 code for a protein of 2657 amino acids. Gene Ontology annotation, molecular function: inositol 1,4,5 trisphosphate binding; inositol 1,4,5-trisphosphate-gated calcium channel activity. The transcript has 57 exons. The record is from RefSeq and is a predicted model, not a curated record. Lineage: Eukaryota; Metazoa; Chordata; Actinopteri; Clupeiformes; Engraulidae.
CGUGCAGCCAGGAAAAAGAGCGUGGAACAGUGAAGGUUCUACUCUGAAGCCAAAAGAGGACGACACCUCUGCAGUCAAUUAAUAUUCAUAUACGUUGAUAAGCUAUUUUGCAUUAGUUAGGCUAUAAUCACAGAAACAUUGCUGUGGCUCACUGUAGACGCGUCUAGGGCACAGUGGUCAUAGUCUAUGAACUUCCUGGUUGGUUUGGUUCGCUUACUACAAUGAGGCUGGUAGAUCCUGUUGAAUACACCAGGGUUUCGUAAACCGCGUGCUUCCAAUGACAGGUUAUUUGACUAGACCUAUUUACAUAAAACCAUGAGCUAAGAUAAGGUUUCGUUUAAGAGGCAGUUGAGGUUAUUUACAUGACAAUGAGUAUGCAAACACACCACGGACUUUGCUGAGUUUGAGCCUGGUGGAGCUCCGGUGAAGACGGACGGUGAUGUGUCUUCCGUGGCUGCUGCUGUUGCUGCUGUCUUGAGGGUUUAGAAGAGGGUGAAGAUGUCGGACUCUCUGUCAAGUUUUUUGCAUAUCGGGGACAUUGUGUCCCUGUAUGCGGAGGGCACAGUCAAUGGAUUUAUAAGCACACUUGGACUUGUAGAUGACCGCUGUGUUGUGGAGCCGGCAGGAGGGGACCUGGAAAAUCCCCCAAAGAAAUUCAGAGACUGCCUCUUCAAGGUGUGUCCCAUGAACAGAUAUUCAGCACAAAAGCAAUUCUGGAAAGCUAAACAAGCGAAAUAUGCUAAAGACAAAAUCGCAGAUGUGGUCCUCCUUCAAAAAUUACAGCAUGCAUCCAACCUGGAGCAAAAACAGAACGAGGCGGAGAAUAAGAAGGUCCAUGGAGACGUAGUGAAAUAUGGAAACAUCGUACAGCUUUUGCAUAUGAAGAGCAACAAAUACCUGACGGUGAACAAGCGCUUGCCUGCCCUGCUGGAGAAGAACGCCAUGCGAGUGACGCUGGACGGCACGGGCAACGAGGGCUCUUGGCUCUUCGUACAGCCCUUCUGGAAGCUGCGCGCCAACGGAGACAAUGUGGUGGUUGGGGAUAAGGUCAUCCUGAACCCUGUAAACGCUGGGCAGCCUCUGCAAGCCAGCAGGUAUGAGCUGUCAGACCACCCAGGCUGCAAAGAGGUGAACUCGGUGAACAGCAACACUAAUUGGAAGAUCAACCUCUUCAUGAUGUACAGCGAUCACAGAGAAGACGUCUUAAAAGGAGGUGACGUCGUGCGUCUUUUCCAUGCGGAACAAGAGAAGUUUCUGACGUGCGACGAGUACAAAGCUGGAAUCCAUGUAUUCCUACGAACGACGCUGCGGCAGUCUGCCACCUCCGCUACCAGCUCCAAUGCAUUGUGGGAAGUGGAGGUGGUGCAUCAUGACCCCUGUAGGGGAGGGGCAGGCCACUGGAACAGCCUCUACCGCUUCAAGCAUCUGGCCACCGGACACUAUCUUGCAGCAGAGGAAAACCCUACUUAUAAAGGAGACACAGCUGAGAUCCCAACUUAUACGGACAACACCAACACCAGGAACAACAAGUGGAGCCUGGGCGAGCGGAUAAAGUACAAACUAGUGGCGGUAUCCCACGGGAACGACAUUGCCUCGCUGUUUGAGCUGGACCCCACCACUCUUCAGAAGACAGACUCAUUUGUGCCCAGAAACUCGUAUGUGAGGUUCCGCCAUUUAUGUACCAACACGUGGAUCCAAAGCACCAAUGCCCCAAUAGACAUUGAGGAGGAGAGACCCAUCCGCCUCAUGCUGGGGACCUGUCCCACCAAGGAAGACAAAGAGGCGUUUGCUAUCGUGUCUGUUCCAGUGAUGGAGAUCCGAGAUCUGGACUUUGCUAACGACGCCAGCUCCAUGCUGAGCACCAUGGUGGAGCACUUCAACAAGGGCCUCAUCAACCAGAACGACCGCAGGUUUGUCAUCAAGCUCCUGGAGGACUUGGUGUUCUUUGUGGUGGACCAGACCAAUAACGGCCAGGCGGUGCUGGAGGUGGUGAUGGGCAAACCCAACCGGGAACGACAGAAGCUCAUGAGAGAACAAAACAUCUUAAAACAGAUCUUUGGCAUCAUCAAGGUCCCGUUGAAGGACAAAGGUGACGGCCCUCUGCUGCGAUUGGAGGAGCUGUCUGAUCAGAAGAACCUUCCGUACCAGCACAUGUUCCGCCUCUGCUACCGGAUCCUGCGGCACUCACAGGAAGGCUACCGCAAGAACCAGGAGUACAUUGCCAAGCAGUUUGGAGUGAUGCAGUCCCAGAUCGGCUAUGACAUCCUGGCUGAAGACACGAUCACUGCUCUGCUGCACAACAACCGCAAGCUGCUGGAGAAACACAUCACCAAGACAGAGGUGGAGACGUUCGUCAACCUGGUACGGAAGAAUCGGGAGCCCAGGUUUCUGGACUAUCUGUCGGAUCUGUGCGUGUCCAACAACGUGGCUAUCCCAGUGACCCAGGAGCUCAUCUGCAAGUGUGUCCUGGACCCUGUCAACCAGGAUAUCCUCAUUAAGACAGAGCGCAGGGCACGCAAGGACUCUCCAGACGGCCAGGACUCUGACUACCUGGGUCUGGAGGAGGCGGAGGAGGACGAGGUGUGGCUGGUGUGGAUGGACAAGGCUAAGGAGGUCCAGGAGAAGGGCGUGCGGCAGCUGGCACACGAGGCCAGACAAGGAAACGUCCACGAUGAGAACGUGCUGACGUAUUACAGGUACCAGCUGAAGUUGUAUGCGCGCAUGUGUCUGGACCGUCAGUAUCUGGCCAUAGAUGAGAUCUCCAAGCAGCUGGACGUGGACCUGAUCUUCCUCUGCAUGAUGGACGAGACGCUACCCUUUGACCUCCGCGCCUCCUUCUGUCGCCUCAUGCUGCACGCGCACGUCGACCGCGACCCCCAGGAGCUCGUCACCCCGGUCAAGUUCGCCAGACUCUGGACAGAGAUCCCUACCAGUAUCACCAUUAAAGACUAUGACGCUCACAUGGACUCUUCAAGAGACAAUAAGAAGAACAAGUUUGCCACCACGAUGGCGUUCAUGGAGGAGUAUCUCAACAAUGUCCUGAACGACGAACUCCCUUUUGCUAAUGAGGAGAAAAACAAACUGACCUUUGAGGUGGUGAAUUUGGCGAGGCACCUCAUCUAUUUUGGCUUCUAUAGUUUCUUUGAGCUGCUGCGUCUGACGCGGACGUUGCUUGGCAUCAUAGACUGCAUCCCCAAUCCAGCACUACAGGCCGCCUCUGUCCAGACGAAUGCCAAGGGGAAAAACAUGAAACAAACCAUCCAUGGCGUUGGGCAGAUUAUGUCCACAAUGGUGCUCAGAAAGCAGUCUAUGAUGCCGGGACAGGCCGGGGGGCUGGAGGGAGGUGGGGUCUUCAAGGACAGCAUCGACAUACAGGACGUCACCGUCAUGGACACGAAACUCAAGAUAUUGGAAAUACUGCAGUUUAUCCUUAAUGUCCGACUGGAUUACCGCCUGUCUUACUUGCUGUCGGUCUUCAAGAAGGAGUUUGUGGAAGUGUACCCUAUGGGAGACGCUGAUGCCACUUCAUCCAUAGAGCGUGCAGCUGCCAUCAAUCUGCAGUUCAUCGGAGAGCAGGCAGAGGCAAUGUUUGGUCUUGGGAAGGGUAACAGCAUCCUGGAGGUGGAUGACGAGGGAGGCCGCAUGUUCCUGCGGGUGUUGAUCCAUCUCAUCAUGCAUGACUACGCCCCGCUGGUCUCCGGGGCGCUACAGCUGCUCUUCAAACACUUCAGCCAGAGGCAAGAGGUCCUCCACACCUUCAAACAGGUCCAGCUGCUGAUCUCCACUCAGGACGUGGACAACUACAAGCUGAUCAAGAGCGAUCUGGACCGGCUGCGCACCAUGGUGGAGAAGUCGGAGCUGUGGGUGGAGAAGAAGAGCUCGGAGGGCAAGAAGGACAAGAAGGACAAGAAGGAUAAAGGAGAGGCGAAGGACAAAGGAGAGGCUUCUCAGGAGCCGGUGGCCCCCAAGAAGCCGAAACAGGAGAAGAACAACGAGAGCUAUCAGAUUGUUAAAGAGAUUUUGGAGAGACUUAACAAGAUGUGCAGCUCAGGGGUGUUUAAGAAACAGCAGCGCCUACUGAAAAAUAUGGGUGCUCACAAAGUGAUGCUGGAUCUUCUGCAGGUGUCUUACGACAAGAACGACAAAAAGAUGCAAGAGAUCAUUAAGUACACCCAUCUGUUCCUGCAACGAUUCUGUACAGGGAACCAAGAAAACCAGAUCCUCCUUCACAAGAACCUGAACCUGUUCCUCACUCCUGGUCUUCUUGAGGCGGAGACAGUGCAGCACAUCUUCUGCAAUAACUACCAGCUCUGCACUGAGAUGAGCGAGCACGUCCUGCAGCAUUUCAUCCACUGCGUGGCGACGCACGGCCGCCACGUCCAGUACCUCAACUUCCUGCACACCAUCAUCAAGGCGGAGGGCAAGUACGUCAAGAAGUGCCAGGACAUGGUCAUGACGGAGUUAACCAAUGCGGGUGACGACGUGGUGGUGUUCUACAAUGACCACGGCUCCUUCUCCACCAUGCUGGAGUUGAUGGUGGAUGCCAGGGAGGGCAUCACUGAGGGCAGCCCCCUGCGCUAUCACAUCUCCUUGGUGGAGCUGCUGGCCGCCUGCGCCGAGGGCAAGAACGUCUACACGGAGAUCAAGUGCACCUCUCUGCUGCCCCUAGAGGACGUCGUGAGGGUGGUCACGCAUGAAGACUGCAUCACGGAGGUUAAGAUUGCGUAUGUGAACUUUGUGAACCACUGCUAUAUCGACACGGAGGUGGAGAUGAAGGAAAUAUACACCAGUAACCACAUCUGGAGACUGUUUGAAGACUUUACCGUCGGCAUGGCACAGAUAAGUGGAAGACGAGACAAAAGGAUUCCCGAUGCGGCGCUGGAGAAGUACGUCAUCAACACCGUUCUGGAGACCAUUCAUGCCUUUUUCAGCUCUCCUUUCUCUGAGAACAGCGCCUCUCUACAGUCUCAUCACGACCUUGUGGGCCAGCUGCUCCAGGCUAGCUUGCGCCUGCUGGACUGUUCCUGGCUGCAGCCUGCACAGAAAACUAUGGUGGACACCUGCGUUCGCACACUCGCCAUCACUGCUAAGAGUCGCUCCAUCUCGUUGCCGCUUGAGCUUGAGGCCCAGAUGAACAUCACUCUGGCCGCCAUCUCCGCGAAUUCCCUUUCCCGAGCCAACCUCAGCCUCAAAAGCUCCUCGCGCUCCUCUCGCCCUACCGUACCCACCAACCCCUGGGACUACAAGAACAUCAUCGAGAAAUUACAGGACAUCAUCAACACCCUGGAGCAGCGUCUGAAGCCGCUGGUGAACGCUGAGCUGUCGGUGCUGGUGGACGUCAUGCACCAACCAGAGCUGCUCUUCCUGGAGGGCACAGACGCCCGCACACGCUGUGAAUCAGGAGGAUUCAUAUCCAAGCUGAUUCAGCACACCAAAGCGCUGAUGAACUCGGAGGAGAAGUUGUGCAUUAAGGUGCUCAGGACACUGCAGGAGAUGCUGAUCCGAUCACUCGACUUCGAUGAAAAGGGGAUGACGCUAAGGAAAGUGCUACUGCUGAACUAUCUGUACAGCAACAGAAAAGAAAUUCCCGAGAUCAAAGGAACAGGAGGCGAUGACUGUGAUUGGGCGGCCGUAGCUGCGGUGCAGUGUCGGCUGGACAAAGUGGGCGGGACCAAACUGUUUACGGACCUGGUGAUGAGCACCAAGAGCGACAAGAUCUUCCAGGAGUGUAUCCAGCUGGCCAUAUGCCUACUGGAGGGCGGAAACACAGAUAUUCAGAACUCUUUCUACAAGUUGAUGAUGGGCGACAAUAAGAGCGAGCCGUUCUUCAAGGUCCUGAACGACCGUCUGAAGGACGCCCAGAUGGAGAUCAAGGCCACGGUGUCCGUCAACGUGGGCGAGAUGAGCAGCAAGGCCAGAGACGAGCAGGACCUGGAACCUGGGUCGCAGCAGCUGGGUCUCUCCUCUGCUUCCCUGCUCCCCUUCGGCCCCGCCUCCUCCAUCGCCCCGGCAACAGCAGCAGCAGCGGCCGCCCCCGAGCAGCCGGAGCAGGAGAUCGAGAUCGAGAUGGGGCCCUCAGUCACCAUCAUGAAGCCCAUCCUGCGCUUCCUGCAGCUGCUCUGCGAAAACCACAACCAGGACCUGCAGAACUUCCUCCGCUGUCAGAACAAUAAGACCAACUACAACCUGGUGUGCGAGACGCUGCAGUUCCUGGACAUCAUGUGUGGCAGCACCACGGGGGGCCUGGGGCUGCUCGGCUUCUACAUCAACGAGAGGAACGUGGACCUCAUCAUUCAGACUCUGGAGACACUCACAGAGUACUGCCAGGGGCCCUGUCAGGAGAACCAGACCUGCAUUGUGACCCAUGAGUGUAAUGGCAUUGACAUCAUAACGGCCCUCAUCCUGAAUGACAUCAGCCCUCUCUGUCGCUACCGCAUGGAGAUGGUCCUGCAACUGAAGGACAACGCCUCCAAGCUGCUGCUGGCGUUGAUGGAGAGUCGGCAUGACAGCGAGAACGCUGAGCGGAUCCUGCUUAAUCUCCGACCCCGGGAACUGGUGGAGGUUAUCAAGAAAGCGUAUCUACAAGAAACAGAAGAGACCGAAGAAGAAGGGGAGGUUUUACCACAAGAAGUUGGACACAACAUCUACAUCCUCGCUUUGCAGUUGGCAAGGCACAAUAAAAUCCUGCUGAGCCUCCUGAAACCUCAAAAGAAGAGCAAGGAUGAUGAAGAGGAAGGCAUUGGCUCCAUGCUGACCCUGAACAACAGGCAGUUCUCCCAGAUGCUGACGUCUGGCGGCCAGGAGGAGAAGCCGGAGGAGGAGCCACUGGAGUUUUACGACAAACACACGGCUCAGAUCGAGAUUGUGCGUGACGACCACAGUAUGGAGCAGAUCGUGUUCCCCAUCCACCCCAUCUGUGAGUACCUGACGGAGGAGUCGAAGGUGCGCGUCUUCAACACCACGGAGCAGGACGAGCAGGGCAGCAAGGUCACGCACUUCUUCGAGCAGACCUCUUUCCUGCACAACGAGAUGGAGUGGCAGAAGAAGCUGCGCAGCAUGCCGAUACUGUACUGGUUUUCGGGCCGCAUGACGUUGUGGGGCAGCAUCUCCUUCAACUUGGCCGUCUUUAUAAACCUCAUCAUCGCCUUUUUCUAUCCAUACAACUCUGGCGAGUUGAUAGGUACCUUGGACACGUCUCUGUUGUCCAUGAUGUUCUGGGUGUUUGCGGGCCUGUCUGUGAUGGGCCUGCUGUCCCAGCGCUACGGGCUGCGGCCCCUGACUGUGGCCCUCAUCCUGCGCUCCAUAUACCACUUCGGCAUCGGGCCCACGCUCAUCCUACUGGGCACCCUGAACCUCAUCAACAAGAUUGUCUUCGUGGUGAGUUUUGUGGGCAACAACGGCACGUUCAUCAUGGGCUACCGUGCCAUGUUCCAGGACGUGGAGUUCCUCUAUCACCUGGCCUAUGUGCUGACCAGCACGCUGGGACUGUGUGUACACGAAUUCUUCUACAGCAUCCUGCUUUUUGAUCUAAUCUACCGGGAGGAGACGUUGUUUAACGUGAUCAAGAGUGUGACGCGUAACGGACGCUCCAUCCUGCUAACGGCUCUGCUGGCCCUCAUCCUGGUCUACCUCUUCUCCAUCGUGGGCUUCCUCUACCUCAAGAACGACUUCAUCAUGGAAGUCGACCCUCUACCAAGUCUGGCCGGUGAAGGCGAGGAGGGAGAGGAGGGUGACAACACAGAGGGUGCCUGUGACACCCUGCUCAUGUGCAUCGUCACCGUGCUGAACCACGGCCUCAGGAACGGAGGAGGCGUCGGAGACGUGUUGCGCAGACCAUCCAAAGAAGAGACCUUGUUUCCCGCUCGUGUGGUCUACGACCUCCUCUUCUACUUCAUCGUCAUCAUCAUCGUCCUCAACUUGAUCUUCGGAGUCAUCAUUGACACCUUUGCUGACCUCCGUAGUGAGAAACAGAACAAAGAUGAGACGCUGAGGAACACCUGCUUCAUCUGUGGUUUGGAGAGGGAUAAAUUUGAUAACAAGACGGUGUCAUUUGAAGAACACAUCAAACUUGAACACAACAUCUGGAACUACCUGUAUUUCAUAGUGCUCAUACGGGAGAAAAACAAGACAGACUACACGGGUCCAGAGAGUUACGUGGCCCGUAUGAUCAAGGAACUGAACCUGGACUGGUUCCCGCGCAUGCAGGCCAUGUCUCUGGUGGUAACCGAUGGCGACGGAGAGCAGAACGAGAUGAGGAACCUCCAGGACCGGCUGAGUAUGACCAUGAAGGUGGUGACCCAGCUCACUGGACAGCUCAACGAGCUCAAGGAACAGAUGACGGAGCAGAGGAAGCGGCGGCAGAGGAUGGGCUUUGUGGACGUGCAGCAGGCCAGUGGACCCAGCACCUCCCUGGCCCCCAGCAUGGCAGCCGGCAACCUCCAGAUGCAGAAGUCUGAACGACCCGCACACUAGCUAGCACAUGGACGCAGUGACUGCCAAGUAGCCUUCGUCUACGCUCCUCCCGCCAGUCAUAUGUGUAUUUAUUAUAUUGUUAUUAGCAGGAAACCUCCAGAUGCAGAAGUCGGAACGGCCCUCACACUAGCCAGCACAUGGACACAGUGCCAAGUAGCCUUUGUCUACGCUCCUCCCGCCAGUGAUAUACGGAUUUAUUAUAGCAGAUGCAGAAGUCUAUAUUAUUAUUAGCAGGAAACCACCAGAUGCAGAACUCUGAACGGCCCUCACACUUGGCGGCGCAUGAAUGCAGUGCCAAGUAGCUGCAACCGUUCAAAGAUCCAUGCACAUCAACUUCUAGGCGCUGGUAAACAGGGGUGCAUUUCUCGAAACCAUAGUUGCUAACUACAUAAGCUACUUUGUUGUUUGCAAUGCAAUUUCCCAUUGGGAACUACCGAAGUUGCUAACAGGCUAACAACUACGCUUUCCAGAAACGCACCCCAGGAGUGUUCAAUACUUCAAAAGAAAGAAGUGUACCGCACACUUGUUUGACAUUUUGCUCGUUUAUUCAGAGGGAACAGCCUGGCCCUGACGAACCUGAUGACGCACAGAAGCGAAACGCGUUGUUUGCUCUGAAUUAACGAGCAAAAAGUCAAACAAGUGUGCGGAAAACUUUUCUCUUUUGAAGCAGUGCCAAGUGGGCUUCGUCUUCGCUCCUCCUGCCAGUGCCAUAUUUAUUAUAUUAUACUGUAUAUAGUGUAUACUAUAGAAUGUGUGUGGUCUAUCCCUACUCUUUCAUACAUGGCAGGGACCGGGCAGCUGAUUCGCUGUAGGGGGUGACGACCUGUAGUGGGUACAGUAGUAUGUAUGUCAGGGGUGGGGAACCCAUGUCUCGAGGGCCAUUUGCAGCCUUUGAGGCCGUCUUAUAUGGCCCCUGACAUAAUUUUAAUGUUAUGGAGCUUCACAUGGUAUAUGAUGUGUUUUGUAAAGAAAUGUUAGAAAUUAUAUUUGCAAUACAAUUAAAUUAUAUUUUCAGGGAACCUAGUGGAGGUGGGUUCUGACUUCUGAAGUAAAGAUGGCCGUCUUCAAUGUAGGCCUAAAGUGCAGGGGGAAAUCCUGGUUUAUGUUCAUAGUAAGGCCCUUGGAGGACUUUAUAAAAUUUGGAGUGGCCCCUCGAAUGAAAAACGAUUUCUGGUGAGAAAUGCAGAUCCAUGCAGUAUGUGGAUGUUUAUCCCAAAAAAAUGUUUUAUAUUAUUCAGCAGGAUAGAUGUGGCCAAAGUGCACCGCCCUGUAGCCUUGGGCCAGGGACAUCGCCUUCAACCUUAUCCCCAUCCCCCACUCACUCCGCUUAUGAGCCAUGCCUUAUGUGCCCUUGGGCAAGGCACUUAACCAGGGACUGAAACCAAUACCCUGUACCUAAAUAUACUGCAAGUUGCUUUGGGAAAAAAGAAUCAGCUAAGUGGAAUGGAAUGGAAUGGAAUGGAAUGCUCCUGCAGGUUGGCAGUGGAAUAGUAUGUCAUAAGUAAGAGACUACAGAGAGAUAGUCCAGUUCUGCAAACUUGUUCAGUGAUGUGUAAUAGCCCAUGGGGACCAAGACAGCAUGUUCAAAAGUGCCUUUCGGGGCCCUACUGUGGCUCUAAUGGGGGCGCCUCGUCUGGCUGCUACUCCGGCGACCCAGGUUCAAUUCCAGCUCGGGUCGUUUGCCGACCCUUCCCCGUCUCUCUCUCCCCAUAAACAUUUCCUCUCUUUCUACUGUCCUGUCACUAAUGAAGUCUAAAAAUGCGCCAUACCAUUAGGUCGGGGACCAGGGUUCAAUUCCGUCCCUAUGCUGAUUCCAGAUUAUCCCCCAUCUCUCUCUCUCUCUCUCUCUCUACUGUCCUAUUUGUCUCUCAUCAAUCAUUUCCUGUCUCUCUCUCUCUCCCUGCCCUAUCUGAAUAAAAAAGGUGUAAAAGCCCAAAAAAAUAUCUGGUGAUUAAGUACAUUUUACCCUGUUACGAGUUAAAGAAAUACUAUGCAACUUUUUGUGAGCCACUGGGUUUUGUGAAUGUUGAUUUUAAUAUUAAAGGGACAGU